This is a messenger RNA of Malania oleifera, 1667 nucleotides long. RefSeq names its product serine/threonine-protein kinase RIPK. NCBI's taxonomy places the organism in Eukaryota, Viridiplantae, Streptophyta, Magnoliopsida, Santalales, Ximeniaceae. The record is from RefSeq and is a predicted model, not a curated record. Gene Ontology annotation, molecular function: protein kinase activity; ATP binding. Gene Ontology annotation, biological process: protein phosphorylation.
GGAACAGAGCAAAACGAGCAAGUUGUGGAAAUUGGAAAAAGAAAAAUCAACACACAGUCUCUCUCUCUCGAUCCGAAGUGAUAUAUUUUAAAUAUUUUUGGGUUCUAUAGAGCUAUAUAGUCUCUGCUCUCCAAGCCAUUUCUCAAAUAUUCCCCAUUUUCACCAACCCUUUUCAUCAAUUCAUCGCAACCAAUCUUUGGUUUCCGUACCAAAUGACUGUGAAGAAAAGCAACAAUACAUGGAAAUCCUUCAUAACAAGCUGUUUGAACCUGCCCUCCAAGCCCAAGAUCAAGAUCAAUAACAAGGUGAGCUCAAAACUGGGUUCGUUUCGAAGGAUCUCAGUCUCGGAGUUGAGCAACCCCGGGUCGACGUUCUCGGAGGAUCUCUCUACCUCCCUUGCUGGGUCAAACCUUCACGUGUUCACCUUCGCCGAGCUGAGGGUGAUCACGCAGAGCUUCUCGACGAGCAACUUCCUCGGUGAGGGCGGGUUCGGCCCAGUCCACAAGGGCUUCAUUGAUGAGAAGCUCAGACCUGGCUUGAAGCCCCAGCCUGUGGCAGUUAAGCUCUUGGACCUGGAAGGCCUGCAGGGUCAUAGGGAGUGGCUGACAGAAGUAAUCUUUCUUGGGCAACUGAGGCAUCCACAUUUGGUGAAGCUGAUAGGGUACUGCUGCGAAGAUGAGCACCGGCUUCUGGUCUAUGAAUACAUGCCGCGAGGCAGCCUGGAAAAUCAACUUUUUAGGAGGUACGCUGUGUCACUUCCAUGGUCAGCCAGAAUGAAAAUUGCACUCGGAGCAGCAAAGGGCCUUGCCUUCCUCCAUGAAGCAGAGAAGCCAGUCAUCUAUAGAGAUUUUAAAGCUUCGAACAUAUUGUUAGAUUCUGAUUACACUCCCAAACUCUCAGAUUUCGGUCUAGCAAAGGAUGGUCCUGAAGGAGAUGAUACCCACGUUUCCACUCGGGUCAUGGGUACCCAAGGCUACGCUGCCCCGGAGUACAUCAUGACUGGUCAUUUAACGUCAAAGAGCGAUGUUUACAGCUUCGGAGUAGUGCUUGUAGAGCUUCUAACAGGGAGGAGGUCGUUGGAUAAGAGCCGGCCUCACCGGGAGCAGAACCUAACGGAGUGGGCUAGGCCUUUGCUAACCGACCCCCGCAAGCGGCCGAUAAUGGAUCCAAGACUCGAAGGCCAGUACUCUGAGACCGGAGCUCAGAAGGCGGCCAUGUUGGCUUACCAAUGCCUCAGCCACCGCCCUAAGCAGAGGCCCGCCAUGAGUACCGUGGUCAAGGCCCUGGAGCCUCUCCAGGACUUCGACGACGUCUCGGUCGCACCCUUUGUCUAUACAGUUCCACCCGAGAACGACUUGCACAAAGAAGAUCUGAAGAAAGGCGAAGUUCAAAUGAUUUUAGAGGAAGAAAAUGGACGUGGAAAUGGGCAUGACCAAGAAGUUCAGAAGCCACCGAAGUCGCAAUCAAUUUACUCAGAAACCGCACUCAGCCAAAAACUAAGAAAUGGGAUGGGAUCUCCCCUGCACAAUGGAGGCAGGGGAAUAUAGACUCAUAAAAUUAUUACGUAGAGGAGUUGUAAAUCAAAUUGUAGAUAGAAUUUAUUUCUUUUAUGAGGGUUGUUUUGGAUUAAUGGCAUAGUAUGGAGAACUUUUGGGUUUUGUGAUCCA